AUGGGGGGACUGACGGCGUUUGUGCUCUUACUUGCGGCGACCUUGACGCUCUCAUCCGAGGUGCCUGCUGAUGACUCUGUGGGUUUGCUGACUGAGCCGCAGGUGGCCAUGAUCUGCGGUAAGCUUAACAUGCACAUCAAUGUGCAGAGUGGCAACUGGGAGCCAGACCCCUCCGGGUCCAAGAGCUGCGUGGGCACCAAGGAGGGCAUCCUAAAUUACUGCCAAGAAGUAUAUCCAGAACUUCAGAUCACUAAUGUGGUGGAGGCCAACCAGCCUGUCAGCAUCCCAAACUGGUGCAAGAAAGGGCGCAAGCAGUGCCGCAGUCACAAUCAUAUAGUGGUGCCCUACCGCUGCUUGGUGGGGGAAUUUGUAAGCGAUGCACUGCUGGUUCCUGACAAGUGUAAAUUCUUGCACAAGGAGUAUAUGGACCAGUGUGAAAGCCAUCUGCACUGGCAUGGUGUCGCCAAAGAGUUCUGCAGCGAUCGUGCCACCAGCCUCCAUGACUACGGACUGCUGAUGCCCUGUGGUAUUGACCUUUUUCGAGGGGUGGAGUUUGUGUGCUGCCCGAUGGACGCCGAGCAAGAUUCCGAUAGCGCAGCACUUGAUGGCGAAGAGUCAGACGUCUGGUGGGGCGGCGCUGAACCUGACAACAAAGAAAACAGCAUGGCAGAACAGUCAGACACAGAGCCCGCUGAGGAGGAGGAUGAUGAGGAUGACGACGAAGAAGCCGACACCUUUGAAAGGGACGAGAAUGAUGAGGACAAUGAGGAAGAUGACGACAUGGCCAUUGAUGGGGAUAGCGAGGAGCGCAACGCUAACGUAGCCAUGACAACCACCACCACUACUGAAUCCAUUGAAGAGGUUGUCCGAGCCGCAUGUUGGGCACCCGCCAAAUCAGGCCCGUGUCAUGACAUGCUGGAGCGCUGGUACUUCGUGCCUGAAAAGGCACGCUGUGCCCCCUUCCUGUUUGGGGGCUGCGGGGGCAACAGGAAUAACUUUGAUUCCGAGGAAUACUGCCUCGCUGUCUGCAGCAGCUCGUUGCCCACCAUGUCGCCCAGCCCCCCAGACGCCGUGGACCAAUACCUGGAGUCCCCCGGCGAUGACAACGAGCACGGCGACUUCCAGAGGGCCAAGGAAAGUCUGGAGGCCAAGCACAGAGAAAAGCUGUCUCAGGUGAUGAAGGAAUGGGAGGAGGCUGAGAGGGAAGCCAAGAACCUCCCACGUGCUGAUAAGAAAGCUGUCAUUCAGCGCUUCCAGGAAAUAGUGGAAGCCCUGGAGCAGGAGGCCGCUGGUGAGAGACAGCAGCUGGUUGAAACCCACAUGGCCCGCGUGGAGGCUCUGCUCAACAGCCGCCGACGCGUGGCUUUGGAAAACUACCUCAACGCGCUGCAGGCCAACCCUCCGCGGCCACGGCAGGUACUGAGUCUGCUGAAAAAAUAUGUUCGGGCCGAGCAGAAGGACCGCCAGCACACAGUCAAACAUUACGAGCACGUUCGAACUGUCGACCCCAAAAAAGCGGCGCAGAUUCGGCCUCAGGUUUUGACCCAUUUACGCGUGAUCGACGAAAGGAUGAACCAGUCCGUAGGUUUGCUCUACAAGGUUCCCAACGUAGCCAACGACAUCCACAGCCAAGUCUCUGUCAUCGUUCAGCGAGUUCAGGCCGAGCUGUCUCAGCAAGUGUCGUCCCUGCAGAGCGACAGCAGGGCGGAUGGCAGGGUAAGCUACGGCAACGACGCCCUCAUGCCUGAUCAGGCGUACAGUUUUGCUCCGAUGGAACCAGGCCUGGACGGGCUGGGUUUCAUUCACCCCGAGAGCUUCAAUCAACCCAACACAGAGAACCACGUGGAACCUGUGGAUGCCCGCCCACUUCCAGAUAGAGGACUACCUACACGGCCUGUGUCUGCCUUGAAGCCAGAGGAGAUGCCCCACGUGCGCAUGGAGACUGAUAAGAGGCAAAGUACUGGCUAUGAAGUUCACCAUCAAAAACUGGUCUUUUUCGCCGAAGACGCGGGCUCCAACAAAGGCGCCAUCAUCGGGUUGAUGGUGGGAGGCGUCGUCAUAGCGACCGUCAUCGUCAUCACCCUGGUCAUGCUGAGAAAGAAGCAAUAUACCUCUAUCCACCACGGUGUCAUUGAGGUGGAUGCAGCGGUGACCCCCGAGGAGCGUCACCUGGCCAAGAUGCAGCAGAACGGCUACGAGAAUCCUACCUACAAAUUCUUUGAGCAGAUUCACAACUAA
Messenger RNA from Nerophis lumbriciformis (worm pipefish), 2238 nucleotides. NCBI's taxonomy places the organism in Eukaryota, Metazoa, Chordata, Actinopteri, Syngnathiformes, Syngnathidae. The record is from RefSeq and is a predicted model, not a curated record.